AUGUCUUGUUCAGCACCUCGGCUCAAGCAGAUCGCCUGUGUACGACGAAAGUCGAACCUUACGCGCAAAGAAUUCUUCGACUACCACUUUCUAGUUCAUGGGUCAAUUUCCGAUGAGCCAACCGAUGUCGACCAAAAACCGCACAAAUACAUUCAAACCCACUUCUUCGAUUCAGCCUUCGGUGAGAGACCGGGUAGCUUGAGAGGUACAGGCAACUAUCCAUGGACCGGUCGUGAUGGUAUGACGGAGCUCUACUUCCGGGACUGGGACCAUCUAAAGGCUUGCUUUGGGUCCGAGUUUGUCAGAACAAAGAUCGGGCCCGACGGUGCGAACUUCAAUGACCUCGAAACAGCAAUUCCAAUGAUGGUUCUCGAGAAGUCUCUGGAGUUUGAGAGCAAUAGGCCGUCAUCUGUGUUGCCCGACGAAGGUUACCAGACUGUUGCAGUGCUCUUCGUAGCGAGUGGCUCUAAAGACAGCGCAGAGCAGCUCGAACAUACUUUCUCGCCGGCCUUGGUCAAUGCGUUACGAAAGCAUGCACAAGACGAGGUUUACGGGUUACAGGCCAACAUCAGCAUACCGUCAUCCCAAUUUGACAUUCGGGCUCACUUUGGCGGCCAGAACAUGCCGGAGUAUCCGGUGACAUAUAAGAUAUACAUGAAGGAUACUGCAUCUGUGACUUCAGUGCGCAAUGCACAGAAAGCAUUCAUAGAGGGGCUGAGUGAGCAAGUUGAUGCGAGCAACACGUUCAUCGCCUUUGGUAAGGAGGGGCUAAUCCUGGAUGUCGGAAACGAGGUCAAGUUUGAUUCCAGUCGCCAGCCACAAAUUCUCUAA
Molecule: messenger RNA, 831 nt
Organism: Didymella exigua CBS 183.55
Lineage: Eukaryota; Fungi; Ascomycota; Dothideomycetes; Pleosporales; Didymellaceae
Exons: 3
Coding region: 1-831 (276 amino acids)
Molecular function (GO): oxidoreductase activity
Source: RefSeq, a predicted model, not a curated record